Molecule: messenger RNA, 3248 nt
Organism: Periophthalmus magnuspinnatus
Lineage: Eukaryota; Metazoa; Chordata; Actinopteri; Gobiiformes; Gobiidae
Product: putative methyltransferase-like protein 7A
Exons: 2
Coding region: 102-833 (243 amino acids)
Molecular function (GO): S-adenosylmethionine-dependent methyltransferase activity
Source: RefSeq, a predicted model, not a curated record
GUCAGCUCAAAUUUGACGCGUACGUUACACUUGUUUACCUCGGUCACGCUUAGAACCGCUCACUUGACGCUCUCUGCUCAUCUGCACAGGUGUCUGGAAAAAUGUCAGCUUUUAUGAAAAUAUGCACCGUCGUUGUAAAUAUUUUGUGCACACCGCUCCACGUUAUUUACGCAUUGGGUUUGUUCGGGGUUUACAAACGCCUUUUCCCGAUUUGUCUGUACAGAAUAACCAAAUCUUAUAACAAGAAACUACAUGACACCAAGAAAGACUUGUUCAGCAAAAUCCCCCAGUUCAAAUUGCCUGGGAAGCCGCUAACUCUUCUGGAAAUCGGAUGUGGGACUGGGGCAAAUUUUCAGUUUUUCCCCUCCGGAUGCAAGGUGAUCUGCACGGACCCGAAUCCAUUUUUUGAGAGGUUUCUGACCAGCGCCAUGACUGAAAAUGGCCACCUGUCGUUUGAGCGCUUCGUGGUGGCGUCGGGGGAGGAUAUGGGGUCGAUUGAGGACGAGUCUGUGGAUGUGGUGGCCUGCACUCUGGUCCUGUGCUCGGUCACAGAUGCCCCCCAGACCCUGAGAGAGGUGCUGCGCGUGCUCAGGCCUGGUGGUGCGUUCUUCUUCCUGGAGCAUGUGAUCGCAGACAAAGAGAAGUCCUGGACCUAUUUCUUCCAGCACGUUCUUAUGCCAUUUUGGUUUUACUUUGGCGAUGGCUGUGACAUGACCCGCGCCACGUGGAAACAUCUGGAAAACGCCGGAUUCUCUGAGCUUCAACUGCAGCACUUCCAAGCCCCAUUAGUAGCCAUCGUCAAACCACACAUCAGAGGCUACGCAGUGAAAUAAACCGGUUUCCGACAACAAUGCAACAUCCUAUUCAUGGGUUAAAUUAAAGGUGGACCAUGGAACUUUUCUGUCUGUCAUUAGGGUAAUUACUCCUUAUUUACCCUAGAGACCACUCCUACUUACCACAAUGAGUUUACAAGCUCUUUUCACAACUCUUGAGACCAGUGUGAUGGUAAAGCUAAGAGCAACUAGCAUCAUAACACACACUUCCUGAUUAUUGUACAGUAAAAUUCUUUAUAAUUGGAAGCCAACAGCUCUCACCAGACUUAAUUUGACCUGCUUACACAAGACAUCUGUACAUGGGUAAGAUACAUUUUGCUCAAAUAAAUGGGGAAAACAAAUCAGGUACAUUGCCUAUUAAUCGCCUUAUUAAUUUUAAUUAUAGACGAUAUGCUCGAUAUUCUAAACUUGCAUAUCUCCAAAAUACAAUUGCAAUGUUCAUUUUUUCAAUAUAUCUCCCACCUCUAUCAGUCACUUGCUUGUAGCUACUUUUUUGUUUUGCCUGGAAUGUUCCAGUCUGAUAUAAACUUACUCUAUUGACCUUUUUUGGCCCCGCCCACUCUUGUUAAGUGGGGAUCCCAUUAAUUUAAUUUCUGUAGUCCAAAUAGAACUUGUUUGGUGUCAAGGUCAGCAGCCCCAUGCAAAGUAAUACCACUUGAAUGGCAAUGGCGGUGCUCAUUGAAACUUCUGGAAUAAGGUGGAUAGUAGAGAGGUUUUAUUUUAUUAUUUAUUAGUUGUUAUGAGAGUCAUCUGCUCAUCUCCAUGGAGAUUUUCAAGGUUUAUGCUAUUCUGUGGAACAUUCCAGGGAAAACAAAAACAUUUCUGUAGAGAAAAGAAGGUUUUGGAUCCUCCACCUAAAAUCUUGCAGUGUCUCCCUUUAAACUGUUCAAAUCAAACUGCCCUUGUCUUUUGAAUGGUCCUCACAAAAUCCUAAAAACACAUUUGUCCAAAACCCAUGAAUAGGACUGUAGUGUUGCAUUGUUUAUAACAGUUGACAUCACAAUGUUUGAUUUCAAAAUUUCAGAUGGAGGCCUGGGGUUUAUAUUACUAGAUUCUGGUUUUACAAACUUAUUUAAGUCGAAGGUGCACUAUGUAACUUUACAGGAGUACACUACCUACUUGUCUGCAUGGAGAUGUUAUUGCUUUUCCUAAAAUGUUCAAGUUGGAAUGUCACCAGGUCAAGUUACCGGUCAUAUCUGUGGAGAGGUGACCAGUAAGAAUGCAUGUUUUGCAAGGGAUUUUUGAGCAAUAAAAACACUUGUAAGUACAAAAUAAAUGCAUUGUAGAUAUGUUUAAUGCUUUACUGUGCAACAUUACUGGCAAAGUAAUGGCAUCCCUAUGGAGACAAGUAGUGGACCCCUCUACUUCUAAAUUACAUAGUUCACCUGUGACAAAAAGGUUUAGCAUUUUUACCAACUGGUGUUUUUCAGACUGUGAUUAUGUCAUACUCCCAGAUGGGGGCGCAAGAGCCAGUUUCCCCUAUUGAUUACAUUGUACUUUGUCAUAAAAUAUCCAAAAGGUAAAUUCACAACCUGAACCUGAUCAUUUCUAUUAGUGACUAGACACAAGAAUUCACUGUAUGGUAAUAAAAAUCAUUUUAACAAUAUUCAUUUUAGCUGCCCCUCAUCUGUAUUAAAGUUUAUGGCCCUUUAGAAUGUUGUGAUGUCAUCUGAAACCCAGCAAUAUAUUCCUUUAAACAACUGAAUCUUUUCUGUUGUUCGCCUCUGUCCUCCAUCCAGUACAGGUCAUGCAAUAUGUACAAUAUCUGUGGAUUUUCCUUGGAUAUUUCUUGUGAAAAUGCCAACCCAUUAAACCAUAAAUAUAGGAAUUCUGACUUCUGUUCCCAUUUGAGGAAUUGCAUUAAAAAACAUGACAACAAUCAAUGUUUAACAAGUUUGAUAUAAUCCGCUUGCUUCACUGGUGUAGUUGAAUUCCCUAUACCAUGCACAAAAUUUGCUUGCACUAUUAAGAGAAUAUAUUACUAAUCUAAUGGUAUUUCUUUUAGUAUUAAAGUUUAUUUUUGUAAAAAAUUGUCCACACAUGGGCUAGCACUAAAUGUAAUCAACAUCUCGCAUCCUAUGUUAUCUGUAUUCUGCUAAGCUAGUUUCCAGUACUUCUAAUGCCUUGUUUGUGACACUGUUAUAAUGGUUUCAGUCUGGUUUUGGUGUGAUUUAAUUAAAAGGUUUAAUGCCCGUGUUUUGCUUAAGUUGUUUUGAUUUAUAAUUUGAAAUAGCUAUGUUAAAUGUAAUAGACUGUGUACAACAGCGCCCUCAACCUCACUGUUAGCGUCAUUACUUCCUGUCCAGUUUUAUCUCUGAGGUUUUUUGCCGAGGCAAGCUAAAGUGAGUAAAUAUUUAAAGAUGAGGCAGAAGACAGAGAGACAUGUUAAACACUACACAAAUAAAAUGAAUUUCU